AGAUGAAUAUUUCCACAAUUAUCUCGACUACAACAACUCCACCAGCGGUUUCAAACGAAGAUGACACGUCAAGAACCACGUUGAAAUUGGUUUUGGCAAUUUCCUAUUUGGUUCUUUUUAUAAUUGGAACAGUCGGAAAUGGUACCGUAAUUCUCAUGAUCAUCAACAUUUUGACAUCUAUGAAGCGGAACGUGCAGGCUGGAAAACGGAUGAUGAGCAGUACGAAUCAUGUGUUUAUUUAUGUUCUUGGACUCUCGAUUGUUGAUCUCCUGGUAAUUCUGCAUCUUCCGUUUCUGGUCGUAGAUCUUUUGAAAGGACAAUGGCUAUUUGGAGUGGCAAUGUGCAAAGUGUACUGGUUUGGGGAAAGUGUCAACAAAUUGUUGAGCUCUUUUUUGAUGACAGUGCUCAGUUGGGACCGGUAUAUGGCAGUUUGCAGUCCGGUUAAAUCUAUGAAAAUGCGUAGCAAUGCAACCGCAUUGAAAGUCCUCCUGGCUUGUACCAUAUUUGCCACAGUACUCCUUUUACCAGUACUCUACGAGGCCGCCGUAUUUAAAAUCGAUAAAAUGAGAAUGGUUCCGUUGUUGGAAGGUACGGAAGAACUGGCAGCGUCGGACCUUGCUGGCACAACAAUGUCAAAAUGCAUGUUCGAUGCGGAUGCCACGUUUACUCUCUACACAUUUGUCAUCGGAUUUGCCGCCCCCGCAUUUUUAAUUAUAAUAUUCUACGUACAGGUAAUUUAUGCUCUUCAAAAAUCAUCUCGAAAUAUCCGAGGUGCGCGAGGAAUCAGCAAACCGGAUGGAAGCUCGAAUAGGGUCAAGAAGGUCACAAAACGAAUAGUGGCUGUGAUUCUUUUCUACUUCCUGUGUUGGACACCUCAAUGGACACUGAAUAUCAUGUCACAAUUCAAUUUGAUCGCCGUUUCAUGGAUGACUCCAGCACUUUCGGCAAUGUUUUUUGUGGCGCAUUUGUUGGUAUGUUUCAACUCGGCAGCUAAUCCAGUUCUCUAUGCAUACAUCAAUCGGGAACUUCGUUCCCAACACGUCAUGGCAAUGCACAGAAAACGACACUCGUUAGGUCAUGAGCAACAGCAACGAUUAAAUCAGGCGAGACUUUCCAUGCAAUCCCGUCCUUCUGACGCUUCAGCUACAGUUUUCUCGAAACUCGGCGACAGUGACGCCGGUAUUUUCAACAGGCUCUCAAAUUUCCAACAAAACAUAAUUGCAAGCAUUUUACACCGCAAACGAAUAAUACUGGUGGCGGAUAAAAAUAUUCACAUUGAAAACACGUCAUCAUCGACAGACGAGGAUAAGGACGAUUACUUGUAGACAUUCUACUGGAAACUAUAUUUUUGAUAAUAAACUUUUCUCAAA
Caenorhabditis elegans is the source of this 1370-nucleotide messenger RNA. RefSeq names its product G-protein coupled receptors family 1 profile domain-containing protein (gene npr-32). The coding region runs from base 3 to 1325 and encodes 440 amino acids. NCBI's taxonomy places the organism in Eukaryota, Metazoa, Nematoda, Chromadorea, Rhabditida, Rhabditidae. The transcript is spliced from 12 exons. Gene Ontology annotation, molecular function: G protein-coupled receptor activity. Gene Ontology annotation, biological process: signal transduction; G protein-coupled receptor signaling pathway. Gene Ontology annotation, cellular component: membrane; plasma membrane. The record is from RefSeq and is marked reviewed.